This is a messenger RNA of Gracilinanus agilis (Agile Gracile Mouse Opossum), 3579 nucleotides long. RefSeq names its product MIS18 binding protein 1 (gene MIS18BP1). The record is from RefSeq and is a predicted model, not a curated record. NCBI's taxonomy places the organism in Eukaryota, Metazoa, Chordata, Mammalia, Didelphimorphia, Didelphidae. Bases 1 to 3579 code for a protein of 1192 amino acids. The transcript has 16 exons.
AUGAUUACAUCGUGUCCAAAAAGUCAAGAAACACCAAAGUUUUCAUUGAAUUCUUUUAGAAGGGGAAAUAUACCCAUUAAUGCAGUUCUUUCAAAUAAUAUACCUUCAGAAACACUUACACCAUUAAAAGAUCUAGCGAAGUAUAAAAAUAACAAUUUAAAUGACAACAACAAUACAAAUGACCUUAGGGAGCAUGUGAACCCAGAAAUGGAACAUUACAAGAGUGAAAUCAGUACCCUUCAGUCAACAGUAAUAGCUGGCCAUCUUAACUCCAAGAAUUUUUCAUGUGACUUCGAUGAAAAAGUUAAUGAACGCAAAGGAGCAACAUUUUCAAAUGAGGAAGUUUUCAAAAGGAAUGAAACUUUUGACAUUUUAACCUGUGAAUCUCCUGCAAAAUUAUUUCAAAGAAUGAAAACAAGGUCACUGCUAGCUACACAAAAGCAGUCACUUCCAGACAGUUCAUUGUUGGAGUUACAGAGGACUCAGAGAGAUGUGAUCUUGAGUCCUCUUUUAUCUGAGAGAAGCAAACUGGAUAAGACCUUUAUUUCUGGUUUUCCUGAUUGUCACAAAGUAUCAUCAGAAGAACGUUCACUUUCAGGAGGUGAACUUCCCAUUGCUUCAGGAAGGAAAGCAUCUUCCCAUGCCAAAGAGACUUCAAUGAAAAAUUUUCAGAAUAGUCUUUUUCUUCCAGUAAAACAAAAGAUCACAAAUCAGCAAGAAAAACAGUUUUGCCAUCAUAAUUUAACUUAUGAUAUCACAACUUCAAAAGAAAAACAUGAAAACAUUUCAACUUCAUUAAUCCUGAGUGAGGCGUUAACCAUGUCCAAAUCUGCCAGGCUCCUUCAAGAAGAUGAAAACAGAAUUACAAGUAUUGAAUUCAGCCAGUGUGAUACCCUUAUUUUGGAAAACAUUGAUGCUGAUGAUGAAAGAUCUCAAAGUCCUAAUGUUAUCAAUACUAACUGUGAACACGUUAACAUUGGCAGUCAAUUAUCAAAAUGUGACAAUGAAGUGCCUACAGAAGGAUUAUUAGAACCAGAAACGAGUAAAGGAAAUGAAAGAAAAAUCCCUGAGACUGUCCAACAGGGUACUACAUCAGAUAUGUGUAAAAAUUUGAUUACAACUCCUAAAACUCAUAGAAUAGCACCGGAGAAAAAAGUUUCUAAGGUUUCCACAAGUUUAUCACAUGCCAAUAAGAACACACUUGUUACCAAAAAAAAGGAAAUUUGUCUCCAGAAUUGGAUGAUUAGGAACAUGAAUAAUAACACUGCUGUAUGUGUAGAAGGAAAAUUGAUGGAUACUCCUGAUUUAUAUUGGCAUAGUAAUGCAAUUGUUGAACGUCUUGAUUACAACAAGCUUAAGACUUUAACAGGCAAUAUCUAUAUAUUAAAAGGAACAAUAGACACAGUUUCCAUGAAGGAAGCAGGAUUUCCAGCUAAUUUUACUAGGAAGUUUAUAUUUGGAUUUCCAAAAAACUGGAAACAAUAUGUUGAUGAUUUGUUACAAGAAUUAAGGACAUUUUCUAAGAAAGAAAAAAAAUCCAAAAUUGAUAAAGAAACAGAUAAAUAUGUCUUUGAAAUGAGGAUGAAGAAAAGUGAUACAUCAGAAGAAACAGAAUCAGAACCCCUUUCCAGAAGUGCCAGAAAUAAAAAUAGUACUUAUGAUGUUUCUGAAAACUGCUUUGAAGAACUGCCUCCUGGGUGUAUUGCUUUACCUAGAUCUUCAGAAUUUAACUUGUGUCCUAUUAAUAAACCUCAUAAAGUACCAUUAAAAUUGCGAUAUGGUGACUAUAAUAAUUGUGAUAAUCAAAUAAAUAUUACUUUCCAAACUGAAGGAAAAAACUGCUUGUAUAAAGAGGAAUCAACUGCAAAAAGUGAGAGUAAACAGAUGACUUCUCCAAAGAAAACCAGAAAUCAUGAAGCUAAAACAAAUGAAGCAAUAUUUAAAAGUCUAAAGAGAGUAAGAAACAAUGCAGUUAAAGACACCACCCAAGAGUUGAUUGAGUCCAGUGAUACACAGUCUUCAAGGGAGGAGUUUCUUUCAGAUACCGAAAAAAUGGAGUGUAUAAAUAAUAUAGAAAAGAAACUUUCUGUAGUGUUAACACCAAUGAAUUCUAAAAAAACUUUGGAGCAAAAAUGUAAGGAGCAUAAUUUGUCUAUUAGUACCAUAAAACGAAUCUCAGAACUUGCUUUGCCAAAGCAUAAAAUAGAAAAUGCUGGCUACAAAGCUCUCUUGAGGAAAAAUAAAAAUAAUCGAUUGUUAAGGUCUUUAGAAGUGACAUUUGGAAGUGGCUUAAUAUCCAGAAGUGAAGAUGAUGAAGAUACUGGCAUAUGUACUUCAAGCACCGUCAGCCAGAAGCUGAAAAUGCCAUCACCUCCAAAAGAGCAGAGUCCUACUUCUGAUCCUGAGAAAAAGAUUAAAAAGUCAUUAAGACUAAAGAGAAUUGAUCCUACUGUAAAUAUAUCAUCCCACAAAAGCCAAACCAAAGUGUUAGAGAUCUCUAGUCAAGAAAGUGAAACAGAAGAGGAUUCCAGGAAGAAAGUUCAUUUUGGCAUGAAAACAAGGCAGAAAAGUAGCAAGGAAACUCUAAUUGACCAGUCCAAAUGCAAAAGGAAAGAUACUAGGAAAAGCCCAGUGAUAUUAGAACAUGAAAGUGAAGAGAGUGAUAAGGAUUUUCACUCUAAGACAAAGAAAACUACCUCUUCUCCCAACAAAACUGUUCAGAAGACUAAUAAUAGGAGAAAGGUUUCAUCCGCACAGUUGAGGUCUAGAAAAACAAAGGAGCAGCCUUUGGAAAGUUUUCCAGGUUUAAUUAAAGAUGAUAACUGGACUGAGAAGGAAUUACAGAAACUUCAGGGGGCUUUGUCAACUGUGCCAAAACAAAAACAUGGUUACUGGUUAAAUGGAACCCCAUUUGGGUCUUCUCCGACUGCUGAGGAAUGCCAGAAGAAACAUAUAGAAGAACAUCAAGGAAAAGGUUCUCGGAGACGUGCUAUCAAGAAAAUGGUACCCAACCCCAAAGUCUCAAAUGGCACAGGAGCUGAUACGGAUACAAGCCAACCUGUAAAGAUAACUGCUAGAGUAGGAACUCUAAAAAGGAAGCAGCAGAUGAGAGACUUCCUGGAACAACUGCCUAAGGACGAUCAUGAUGAUAUGUUUAGCGGAUCACCUUUGCACAGCCAAAGAAUACAGUUGCCAAAUUUUGAAGUCAGUCAGGAUGAUGAUUUUCUACAUAUGGACAGAGAUCCAACAACUCCAUCUUCAGUAAUUUAUCCCUUGGCAAAAACACCCCAGUGUCAACAUGUCAGCCCUGGUAUGCUGGAAUCUGUAAACAGGAAGGAUUUUGAUAAAUAUGUGUUUCACAUGCAAAAGGAGUCCAAAAAUCAUGGUGGUAUCGUGUGGGGCAAUGUCAAGAAGAAACUGGUUGGAACUGAUUUUACAACUCCAGUAUCUAGAAGAACAUCUCAUUUUAAGAAAGGAAUUAAAUCUGAUAUUGGAAAACUCUUCACUCAGUCUACAAAAUUGAAUUUUGAUGAAGAAGACCAAGAUGAUUAUUUCUCCAAUUCUGAUUCUGCAGAGUAA